CAUCCAGUUGGAACAAGAGGUCCAACUGACUGCCGGUGGCUGACAUGAUGAAUCUAAGGUACGUGAAGGAUUACUUUGCCUGGCUCUAUUACCAGUACACCAUCAUCAGCUGCUGUGCUGUCCUGGAGCCCUGGGAGCGAUCCAUGUUCAACACCAUUUUCCUCACCAUCGUGGGAAUGGUGGUAUACACGGCCUAUGUCUUUAUUCCCAUCCACAUACGCCUGGCUUGGGAGUUCUUCUCAGAAAUAUUUGGAGACCAAAGUACUGCUUCUGUCUCUAACUGAAAAUGCUAAACACCGAUAGGGAAGGGCCUCUG
This is a messenger RNA of Trichosurus vulpecula (common brushtail), 316 nucleotides long. RefSeq names its product serine palmitoyltransferase small subunit B (gene SPTSSB). Bases 45 to 284 code for a protein of 79 amino acids. Gene Ontology annotation, biological process: ceramide biosynthetic process; endoplasmic reticulum organization. NCBI's taxonomy places the organism in Eukaryota, Metazoa, Chordata, Mammalia, Diprotodontia, Phalangeridae. Gene Ontology annotation, cellular component: serine palmitoyltransferase complex. Gene Ontology annotation, molecular function: serine C-palmitoyltransferase activity. The record is from RefSeq and is a predicted model, not a curated record. The transcript is spliced from 2 exons.